AUGGAUGAGUUUGAUCUUGGCCCCGACAUCCCCAUCGAGGGCACCACAGGCGAGGCGCCUCGCUUCAUCUUUUGCUUCGACUUUGGGACAACAUUUACUGGCGUCGCCUGGGCUCUUGUAAACGGAACAAGUCCACCAAGACUCAGAGACAUCCAAGUCGUCAGCGCCUGGGCUUCCGAUUACAUCCAGGACAAAGUCCCCUCUCUCUACACAUACUCGCCUGAACACGGCCAGAGGUGGGGAUGGGACAUUGAGAACAACAUGUACGUCAUCCGACAGCCCAAGCUGGAGCUGCCGGAACCAAAGACGCUCGACGCCCUGAAGAAGCUCAAGUGCGCCGUCAAGUAUGAUCGCAUCUUGCGUGAGGCUAUUGAGAAUGGCACUCGGCUUCCAAUUCAUGUGACAAAGGGUCCGUACGAUGUUACUAGAGACUAUCUCUUCGAGGUAGCCAAGGCGGCGCACGAUUCUGUCGAGAAGAACCUUCCGCCAGGUCAACUCAAGGACUUUCCCAUUGAUAUCGUCGUAACACACCCAGCGGAAUGGGAUGAGAGGGCAAGGAGCAUGACCUUCAAGGCAGUACAUGCCGCGUUCAAAUAUGGAUUCAGAGACAGCAAGCUCGGUACUUCACGCCUGACGACAGAACCUGAAGCGUGUGCGCAGUACACGCUGGAAGCUGCCCAGAGCGAAGGCAUCAUGGAUAUUCGAGAGGGAGAGUGUUUCGUGGUUGUCGACGCUGGUGGCGGCACAGUCGAUCUGGUCUCCUACUACGUGCAAAGUCUGAGUCCCUUCCAGCCCAAGAAGGUGACCCGUCCAAGUGGCGGCAAAUGCGGUGCUACCUGCAUCGACAGGUAUUUCCUCUUCGAAUACCUCCCCGCCAAACUAGGCGCCGAGUACGACGCUCUAGCCCCAGGCGUCCUUGAAGCCCGAGAUCAAGAUCAGAGUGGCGGCCAAGUCGUCUUGAGCACAGGUCUUCAGUCCAUCCUCAAAGAGUUCCAGCUUAUCAAGCACGAGUUUGAGGGACGCAAGGCCCGCGGCCAGGCUGGAGACAUUAAAGUUCUCAACCUACCUCACGGCUUCGGCAACAGGAACGAUCCUGCACGAGGAAUUCGUGAUGGGCAGUUGCUCAUCUCGAGUGCUGAUCUUGAGAUCAUGUUCCGGGAGUCUGUUCCUGAGAUUCUACGUCUCAUUGAGGGCCAACUCUCAGCAGUCGAGAACAAACACAUGAAGGCCAAGGCCAUCUUCCUCUCAGGCGGCUUCUCUGGAAGCAAAUACCUUCGCGAUUGUGUCGAACAUUUUGCCAGGAGCCGUGACGUCGGCUUCUACUGGCCCGAAAAGGAGAGUUGGUCUGCCGUCGCCCGAGGAGGUGUUGUAAUGGGCCUCAGCAGCGGCGGCGAAUACCGCCAAGCCCCCAUCUGCCAUCAAAGCCCCUGCCAUAUCGGCGUAGUCCUCGCAGAGCCAUUCGCAAACUUUUCCCACGAGCCCGAGCAGCGCUAUCUGGACACUCACGACGGAAAGGCCCGGGCCAAGAACAACAUCAAAUGGCUCGUCCUUAAGGGCGACCUGAUCGAGAACGAACUCUACGUCAAGCAGAGGAUCGUCAGGAAACUGCCCAAGCGCAUGAACCCUGCGAGCCGGCUUACAGUCGUCUUUGACACUUGGGAUUACAUUGGCGAGCAUGCCAACGAGCCGCCGACAAACCUACACGAAACGCCAGGCAGGACAAUCGAGCGCAUCGGAGCAGGCAAGAGGGAAGCCAAGAAGUGGGACUUUCAGCUCCCGCAACCAAAGCCCAACCAGUGGAAGGCGGUCGGCAGCUCGUCAGGAUGGUACCAGCUAGACAUGGAUCUCGAAAUCACAGUCACAAAGGACCGCGCGAGCAUCCAGCUCACGCCGACUCAGAGGGCAGAGUACGGGGAGCCUGAGGAGCCGCUCCUCAACGAGUCACACGUCUUCAACCCGAGAGCUGCGGAGGAUGGCUUCAUGUAG
Molecule: messenger RNA, 1986 nt
Organism: Fusarium keratoplasticum
Lineage: Eukaryota; Fungi; Ascomycota; Sordariomycetes; Hypocreales; Nectriaceae
Exons: 9
Coding region: 1-1986 (661 amino acids)
Source: RefSeq, a predicted model, not a curated record